AUGAUUCAAUCUAUGUACACCGGAAAAUUUUUGAAAUUACAAGGGCAAGAGGCUUGGGAAGCUCUUGAAGAAUUGUCUGUUAAUUCACAACAAUGGAAUUAUUCUGAGCCUAGGUCUAGAGAAAAUAAUGCACCUAAAAGAGGAGGAAAAUAUGAAAUUAAAGAAGAAACUGAUUUGAGAACAUCUUUUGAAAAAUUAGCAAGAAAAGUAGAAGCCUUAGUCAUAAGUCAAACUAUGAGUUCUCAUGUUCAACCUAAAAAAGAUGUUUUUGCUAGUACUUGUCAUAAUGAUCAAUCAUGUCCUUCUUUUCUUGAAACAUUUUCCGAAGAGGCUAAUGCAUUACAUUCAUAUCGUAAACCAAAUGAUAGUCCAUUUUCUAACACAUACAAUCCUAAUUGGAGAAACCAUCCCAAUUUUUCAUGGAGACAAAACCAACCACAUAUGAACCAAGGAAACCAAUUCAACAUGCCAAAUCCGAAUCAUGCCCAACCAAGUCAACCUUACCCUCCACAAAGAAAGCCUUCCUUAGAAGACACUUUACAACAAUUAAUGCAAUCCACCCAACAAAUCAUGCAAAAUCAAUCUCAAUCCAUUGCCAAACUUGAGACACAAUUGGGUCAACUUGCCAAUGCCGUAACUGAGAGAGAAAAAGGGAGAUUUUCUAGCCAAGCCAUCCCAAAUCCUAAAGGCCAAUAUGAAGUAGGAGUUCCUAGUCAUAAAGAAGAAGCCAAGUCUAUUUCAACACUUAGGUCUGGAAAACAAAUUGCCAAACCCGACUACACACCUCAAGUUGAAAAAGACCAAAGCCAAAGUUCCAACACAAAUGACUUGUCAAAAGAUAAUGAUCAAAUUAUUCCUUCCUUUCCAAAAGCUCCUUUUCCACAAAGAUUAUUUCCACUCAAAAAAGGCAACCAAUAUAGUGACAUCUUAGAAGUGUUCAAACAAGUAAGUAUCAACAUCCCAUUCUUAGAUGCCAUUAAACAAAUUCCUGCCUACUCCAAAUUCUUGAAAGACCUUUGCACUGUUAAAAGAAAAACUAAUGUUCCAAAAAAGGCAUUUUUAACUGAACAAGUUAGCUCCAUAAUUCAAUAUAAAAGCCUUGUGAAAUAUAAAGAUCCUAGUUGUCCAACAAUUUCAUGCAUCAUUGGUGAUCAUUUUAUUAACAAAGCUUUACUUGAUUUAGGAGCUAGUGUGAAUUUAUUGCCUUAUUCUGUUUAUAAGCAACUUGGUCUAGGAGAAUUAAAACAAACUUCUAUAACACUUCAAUUAGCUGAUCUAUAA
This is a messenger RNA of Cannabis sativa, 1281 nucleotides long. RefSeq lists its product as uncharacterized. The coding region runs from base 1 to 1281 and encodes 426 amino acids. The transcript has a single exon. Lineage: Eukaryota; Viridiplantae; Streptophyta; Magnoliopsida; Rosales; Cannabaceae. The record is from RefSeq and is a predicted model, not a curated record.